AUGUCAUUGAUACCAAGUACGAAUCCGUUCAAUGUUCCUAAACCAUGGAUAACAAUUCCAACUGAACUUAUUGGUUCAUUACCGAGAACUACGGCAUUAUUAGAAGGUCAACUAGCGUAUAAAGCAGGCCACAUUUCACUAACUCAACUAGACAGAUUGCAAGACAAAGCAGUUCGGCAAACAUUACUUGAAUUAGAAAAAACUGGACCAGGUCAAAUCACUGAUGGUGAGCAAGCUAAACCAAAUUUUCUUGCCUAUCCAAUAGCUCCAUUGUAUUCAUCCUCAUAUUCAUUUGAUGAUAUUAUUGAUUGUUUUACAAUAACGUUUUCUGACAGACAUCAACGAUCAUUACCUCGUCUUACACAAGCUCCAUUUCGAUAUGGGAAAUAUGCUGUUGAUUAUCUUUGUCGAGCUCAACAGUAUACACGCAGACAAAUAAAACAAGCUGUUAUAUCUCCAUCUGCUCUGUCGAAUGUUUAUCCUCGAGCAACAAUAUCUGGUUAUUCUCGUGAUCAAUUUCUUGAUGAUUUGGUCAACGAAACUGAAAAAGAUAUUCGGCUAUGCUUAGAACUUGGUGCUGAUAUCGUACAAAUGGAUUUUACGGAAGCACGCUUAUCAAUGAAAAUGGAUCCAUCAGGACAAAUAUUAAAACAAUUCAUUCAAUUAAACAAUCGGGUUUUAGAUAGGUUUCUUGAUAAUGCUGCAUAUCAGUAUAAAAUUGGAGUGCACGUUUGUCCAGGUGGUGAUAGAGAUUCUCAUCAUUCAUUAGAUGUUGACUAUUCUACAGUAUUACCAUCCAUAUUCGAUUUGCAUGUGUCAACGUUUUAUUUAUCAUUAGCAUCAGAACGUGAUCGAAAGAAGUGUUUAACUAUUAUUAGAACAUUCAUGAAGCCGUACCAUCGUAUUUUUCUUGGUGUGAUUGAUCCAAAUGAUGCACGAGUCGAAACAGCUGAACAAGUAUGUGAUCGAGUAUUAGAAGCUGCUCGAUUUAUACCCAUUGAACAAUUGGGUACAACAGAUGAUUGUGGAUUUUCACCAUUUUCAGAUGAUGAAUCAACAACACGAUCGAAAGCAUAUGAUAAAAUACGUGCACGUGUAGAUGGAACUCGAAUGGCUGAAAGAAUAUUAAAUUCAAGAAAAUAA
This is a messenger RNA of Rotaria socialis, 1143 nucleotides long. NCBI's taxonomy places the organism in Eukaryota, Metazoa, Rotifera, Eurotatoria, Philodinida, Philodinidae. The record is from the annotation of a GenBank genome assembly.